Molecule: messenger RNA, 140 nt
Organism: Scutellospora calospora
Lineage: Eukaryota; Fungi; Glomeromycota; Glomeromycetes; Diversisporales; Gigasporaceae
Source: the annotation of a GenBank genome assembly
CAAGUUCGGAAACGGAUAUGGCUACAACAUUUGUGGCUUUUUUUAACAAAUCCGAUGAACAAUUUUACAUGAACAAUUUACGUGAACAAUUUACGUAUGUGAGAAAUUUAUGUGAGCAAGUUAUGAGAGUAAUUAUGUGA